AUGAGCGAGCCCAGCCCCUCGCCUUGGGCUGCCCCCGAGGAGUGCGAGCCGCAUUCCCCGGGCUCGCAGCCGCAUUCCCCGGGCUCGCAGCCGCAUUCCCCGGGCUCGCAGCCGUCCCCGCUGGCCCGCAGCGAUGGGGACGAGCAGCCGAGCCCGCCUGCGGAGCCUGCCAGCGGCAGAGCCAGCCCCCGGCACGAUGCUCAGCCCUCCCGAGCGGAGGGGGAGAGCGGGGAGCAGCGGCAGGAACAUCUGGAAGCGGUGACAGAGCCGGGCGAGAGGCUCAGCGAGCGGCGACAAGGGACAGGCGCUGCCAGCCACAGCGGGGCCGUGCUGGCCAACGGGGUGGACGCGGCGCUGGCCACGGGCCAGGAGCGGCCGCGGGACGGGGACACAGCCGAGCUGGGCGACAGCGGCUCCCCCGGGCCGGAGGUGGCGAGCGGGGCUCUCAGCAAGCAGCGGUGGCACAGCGUGCUGGGCUCCUCGGAAGCCCUGAGCGCUGACGAGGCGGAGGAGCAGUUCGGGUUUGCUUCUGGAGAUGCCAAGCUGAGCUGCAGUGAUGAUGACAGGGAGCAUUUCCAAUUCAAAGACAUCAGGGAUGGCUUCAGCUCGACCUUUGAGAAGAUUGUUGAGUCUGACCUUAUGAAGGGGACCUACUACAGCAGCCUGGACUCUUUGGACGUGCUGUCCCUCACAGACGAGACUGACAGCUGUGUCAGUUUUGAGGCACCACUCACCCCUCUGAUCCAGCAAAGGGCCAAGGAGAGCCCCGAGCUCCUGGAGCAGAAACUGGCAGCCCAGCAGAGAGAAGCCCUUCACCACAUGGCUGCUGAUAAGCAAGAGCUGGCGGCAGCCAAGCCAGCAGAGGGAGAUUUUGGGAGCCCUCUCAGACACUCAAUUACCAGCAGCAGGUCAGAGAAUGUGCUGAGCCGGCUGUCCUUGAAGAGCAUCCCAAACGGAUUCCACGUGGAAGGGUCAGAGGAAGAUGCCACCAAGAUCAUUAACUCCAUCAGCGACGCCAGCCUGAAGGACACCCUGUCAGACUCGGACUCGGACAUGGGCAGCACGGAGCAGCUGGACCAGGGCAGCACGGACACGCUGGCCAACGGCUGCAGGGCGGACAGCGAGGCUGCCAAGAGGUUGGCCAAGCGCCUCUACAACCUGGAGGGCUUCAAGCGCUGCGACGUGGCCAGACAGCUCGGGAAAAAUAACGAAUUUAGCAAGCUGGUAGCAGAGGAGUAUCUCAGCUUCUUCGACUUCACUGGCCUGACCCUUGACAAAGCACUCAGGACGUUCCUGAAAGCGUUCCCGCUGAUGGGAGAGACGCAGGAGCGGGAGCGGGUGCUGAUCCAUUUCUCCCGGCGCUACUGCCAGUGCAACCCCGAGGAGAGCACCUCUGAAGAUGGGAUCCACACACUCACCUGUGCCCUGAUGCUGCUGAACACAGACCUCCAUGGCCAUAACAUUGGCAAAAAGAUGUCGUGCCAACAGUUCAUAGCAAACCUGGAUGGGCUGAACGAUGGGAAGGACUUUGCAAAGGAUUUGCUGAAGACUCUGUAUAACUCCAUCAAGAAUGAGAAGCUGGAGUGGGCCAUUGACGAGGACGAGCUGAGGAAAUCACUCUCAGAGCUGGUAGAUGACAAAUUCGGAGCCAGUGCGAAGAAAGUGACAAGGAUUGUUGACAGCAGCAACCCCUUCCUGGACAUCCCCCAAGCACUGAACGCAGUCACCUACAAGCACGGCGUGCUCACCCGGAAAACCCACGCAGACAUGGAUGGCAAGAGAACUCCCAGAGGAAGAAGAGGUUGGAAGAAAUUUUAUGCUGUGCUUAAAGGGACCGUCCUUUAUUUACAAAAGGAUGAAUAUAAACCUGACAAAGACCUCUCUGAAGUGGAUCUGAAAAAUGCCAUCCGUGUGCACCACGCCUUAGCCACAAAAGCCUCUGACUACAGCAAGAAGUCCAACGUGCUCAAGCUGAAGACAGCUGACUGGAGAGUCUUCCUCUUCCAGGCCCCAAGUAAGGAAGAAAUGCUCUCCUGGAUCCUGAGAAUCAACCUUGUUGCUGCCAUUUUCUCUGCCCCAGCCUUCCCAGCUGCAAUCUGCUCCAUGAAGAAGUUCUGCCGCCCGCUCCUGCCUUCGUCCAUGACCAAGCUGUGCCAGGAGGAACAGCUGAGGUCUCAUGAAAAUAAAAUGAAGCAGAUUGCAGACGAAUUAGCAGAGCAUAAAUUACAUCCUGUAGAGAAGAGCCUCAAGUCAAAAGAGGCUGAGGAAUACAGACUCAAAGAACAUUACCUAAUAUUUGAGAAGAGCCGCUAUGAGACAUACAUCAACCUGCUGUGCAUGAAGAUAAAAGUGGGGACAGAUGACCUGGAGAGGAUUGAGACCAGUUUCUUCAAGGUGGAAGCCGAGGACAUCGCUUUGAGGAAGACUCAUUCCAGCCCUUCCUUGAGCCAGGGGCACAUGUCCAUCAGCUGUAAGGCAGAAAAGGACAUUUUAGAGCAGAACACUUAACAAGGAACCUGUGCACGGGGGGAUGAACCGGCGAUGCUCUGCGCUCCUGGAUUUAGAUUGAUGAGCACAAUUUUACUUAGGAAAUUGUAUGAGCAAAACUGUAGACAUGUAUGACAUGGGGAUUGCUCUAGUGAAAGAAAUCCAAGAAGCUUUAGUUGACACUCUCUGACAAUGCUCUGGCAUU
Messenger RNA from Sturnus vulgaris (Common starling), 2692 nucleotides. RefSeq names its product pleckstrin and Sec7 domain containing 2 (gene PSD2). Gene Ontology annotation, molecular function: phospholipid binding; protein binding; guanyl-nucleotide exchange factor activity. NCBI's taxonomy places the organism in Eukaryota, Metazoa, Chordata, Aves, Passeriformes, Sturnidae. Gene Ontology annotation, biological process: regulation of ARF protein signal transduction. The record is from RefSeq and is a predicted model, not a curated record.